Messenger RNA from Caenorhabditis briggsae, 1044 nucleotides. RefSeq names its product Protein CBR-NHR-79 (gene Cbr-nhr-79). Gene Ontology annotation, biological process: regulation of DNA-templated transcription. Bases 1 to 1044 code for a protein of 347 amino acids. Gene Ontology annotation, molecular function: sequence-specific DNA binding; zinc ion binding; DNA-binding transcription factor activity. The record is from RefSeq and is a predicted model, not a curated record. The transcript is spliced from 8 exons. NCBI's taxonomy places the organism in Eukaryota, Metazoa, Nematoda, Chromadorea, Rhabditida, Rhabditidae.
AUGGGACAGUCGUAUGACUGUCUUGGUGAUGGUGUCAAACCCUGUAAAAUUGAUCAUACUCUCCGCAUCAACUGCCGUCAUUGUCGUUUGAAAAAGUGCUUGCGUGCUGGAAUGGUCCGUGACUUAGUCCAAGCAAAGCGGGAAGUCAAAACGGACCAGAAAAAUUCAAGAAACUCUAGAAAUUCGUCUCAAUCCGAGGAGAGUUUUCCACAGAUUCCGCAAAUGCAAGAAAUCUCACAAGUUCCCGAGAGUUCUGGACAGAAUUAUUUCGACCAAUACCCAUCCACAUCUCAAAAGCCGUCUACAGACGUCAUUUUUUACUCUGAAAACGAAUGGGAUUACUGUCAACCAUCGCCAAAAUCUAGAAAAAUGACAGAAUCCGAGGAAAACUUGAUGGGAAUGGAGGAAUUGCAACAGUUUAUUCAAGUUCCCGACGAUUUUCCGAUUUUGGAAGAUUCUAGGUCUCGGAUGACGUCGUUUUCAGAAUCCUCAGCUUAUUUGUCUGGAAUUGAGGAGGAGGAGAGAUUAUUCGCGUUGGCUGCGCUGUACACGGAUCAAGUCAUUAAUUUGAACAUGAGACGGAGGAUAACGUACACAGAUCAUUUGUUGGGGUCCGUUUUUGAUGGUCCAUGUGUUUGUAUUGUCCUUUUUCGAACCGCCGCUGCUGUAGAUGUACUCCUGGACCAAGCCUAUUAUAGUCAAGUAUUAUUCCCAAAUGAUGCCGUUUUGGUGACGGCAAAUGGAGAGUACUUGGCUAUGGAACCAAUUCCAAAAAUUGAAAAUCAGAGAGAUUCUGGAAACUUCGAGUCUGAUGAGGAUUUUGAUAAAUUCAGCCGUCAACGUGACGAUAUUUUCCGGACCCUUUUGCUCAUUUGUGAUGAAGAGGGUCAUUCGGAUGCUCUUCUCAGAGCAUCCGAUAUUUUAUUGGCUGUUGGGAUAGUGAUGGCUGAAGUGCAUGAAAUGGUGACGUCAUAUAUUGAGAUUACGGUAUAUGAUGUGUUGGAUGACCCCAUUUUGAAGGAUAUGUUAAGAUUUCAGUAUUAG